UCAGCAUCCAUCAUCGACACAUCUGAUCACAUACACAAGAAGCAGUGAUGAGUCCGUGUGCGUCCGUGUGUGUGCAUCGUGCUGACCAUCCAGUACAUGCUCGCGGACGCUCUCUUCGUAGGGGGAGAAAUGGCACACGCCCUUCUCGUAAUAUAUUCUCGCACCAACGCACGUACAGGAACUGAAACACAACACACAUGCAGUGCAGGGAGAGAUAGAUGUCUGUGCUGUCCUUCUUACGGCUUCGAUGUGGUCGAAUCCGCACACGAAACACGUGAAGUUGCCCGUCUGCCCGUGCAGGUUGCGAAUGCGGGUAAGGAACUCUUUCGUGAUGUCACACGGACCAGCAGGAACGUACGACUGAAACGCUUGAGCACACACAGACAUCCACACAUCACAAUAUACACAGGUAUGCAUCGCGUCCUCUUGCUUCUGACCUUGUGGUCUCUGUGCUGACCGCAGAACACCUCCCCGCAGUACUUGCACCAACGCACCUUGCCUUCCUGCACCUCUUUGCCGCACCCAAACCACCCACACACCCGCGGCUCCUUCUUGCCCGUCCAGAAGUUGACGGUCUGCUCAGGCUUGGCCGAAAACCGCGUCUUGAGCUCCUCCAGCCCCUUGAGGAUGAUGUCGCUGAGCACCUUCUCCUUGAGGAUCGUGAAUGUGAGGGGUCAGAUGCGGGGAAGGUCGAAACGAAGGUGCUUGAAGGCCUCGAUGGUCAGGGUGCGGUUGUCGAGCUUGGCAAAGAGCUUGGCCGUCUGCCAUGGGUCUGUGGUGGUGACUGAAAGCAUUGGUGCGAUGAAUGAAUGGAAACCACAUCAGCUUGUUUUACGCUUACCCUACCCUGCGCACGUGCAUGCGCAGGGGUGCGCACGCAGACAUUCAU
Vitrella brassicaformis is the source of this 889-nucleotide messenger RNA. NCBI's taxonomy places the organism in Eukaryota, Vitrellaceae. The record is from the annotation of a GenBank genome assembly.